Pangasianodon hypophthalmus (striped catfish) is the source of this 4025-nucleotide messenger RNA. It is a transcript of the gene ocrl, whose product is annotated as OCRL inositol polyphosphate-5-phosphatase. Gene Ontology annotation, cellular component: membrane; cytoplasm. Gene Ontology annotation, molecular function: phosphatidylinositol-4,5-bisphosphate 5-phosphatase activity; inositol phosphate phosphatase activity. The transcript is spliced from 24 exons. Lineage: Eukaryota; Metazoa; Chordata; Actinopteri; Siluriformes; Pangasiidae. Gene Ontology annotation, biological process: signal transduction; phosphatidylinositol dephosphorylation. The record is from RefSeq and is a predicted model, not a curated record. Bases 582 to 3512 code for a protein of 976 amino acids.
UGCGCAAAUUGUGCGCAGUGUCUAUGUUCACGGAUACUCGCAGAUGUGGAAGCCGAAGCUAGCGCUGCUGCUGAUAGCAGCCGUAGUUUAACAUUUAGAUGUGUCUUAACAGGAUGUGGCGAGCUUUCUAACAGUAAAAUGUUAGACAGUACAGUUAGUGAAGGCUUUCUACUAUUGCAAGGUCAUGUCAGCUUUUUUUUUUCCUCCUUCUUGCCGGAGACCGCAAGCUUCGCCUCUCGGGGUAGAGCUAGCUUAGCUAGCCGCUAGCCCCAUCUCAGCCGGUCACCUAUGAAACUGCAGAGUUAGCUAACGAAACAGUGGAUUUUUUUAUUUUUUAUUAUUUUUCAGUGACUUUUCUUUUGCCAAAAAAAGGAAUAUUGUUAUCUUCAGUAAAUUAGAGGGUUUUUCCCAGCGAGCUUUCCAUAGUAAAGCUGUUUGUGAAGUGUGUCUCCGGAGCUAGGAGUGUAGAAGUGGACCGCAGGGGUGUGGACUGGUAUGAGACAAAUAUUUAACCAGUUAACUAACCAGCUAGCCAGUGGCUAGCGAAAUAUCUGGCGAGAAGCUAACUGGAGAGCUGAACCAUGUUGUCCUCGUUUGGAAUCUGUGAGCAGAACUGCCUGGCAACGGUAAAGGGACAUGAGCUGAGGGCGGGGCAGCGAGAACCUCGACUCUUGUCUCUACUGGAGAGUUCAGGACAGUUCACGUUGAGCGUUUUGGCAAAUCCUGAAGCAGUCAUAUCCAGUCCGGUACCCCAGCUCUCCAUACCGAUCAAUAGGCAUUUUCACGUAGUACGUGAAGCAGAGGAGGCUCUUCUCAUUGACCUCUCAAUAAGCACGACGCUCAGGAUCCGUAUUCGAGGGGAGCAAGCUCCAGAGCUCCUGUUGGAGUUACAGGACGAUGAGCGCAGUCAGACUUUUUUCCAGCAAGUGAUGAAGGCUAAGCACCAAGUUGAAGGAAAAAGUUCAUUAACAAAGAAGAUGGAGCCUGUUGUUCCUGCCCCACCUAAAGGCUCUGUCCCAAUCCCCCCUCAGAGAAGCAUCUCCAAAGCAGCAAGCAAUUCCUCCAGGGCGGUGCUACAAGGCAAUACCAACAGUAGCACUCCAGGAAAGCCUUUAACCGCUGAUUCUGUAGACUCUUCAGGCCAACUGGUGACAGACUUUGGUUUUGAGGAUCAUUUCAACCAUGGUUUAAAAGUCGAGGAAAAGAAGAAUAGACAAAAUCGGAUAGUUGCCCCGAGAGAAGCCCCUCCUCCUCCCACGCCUCCCCUUCCUCCUCGGAAAGGCAGUUACACCCCCUCAGUUGCCCCUCCUGCAGGCCUACCUCCCAAAGAUAGACAGCCUCAAUUACAAAUGGCCACGCCUGUCAGGCAAGAGUAUAAUCACUCUACAGACCGAUCCAACUCUUGGUCGAACAGUCCAACUACACAAACCAUGAGGCAGGCUAUGUUAAGUAGCCAGACAGGCCAGAGAGAGGGCCUUCUCAGAUACCGUUUGGGCAAGAAGGAGAAGGAGUAUGUGGACAUCCAGAACUUUAGGUUUUUUGCAGGCACGUGGAAUGUGAAUGGUCAGUCUCCUGAUAGCAGGCUGGAUCCCUGGUUGUGUUGUGACCCUGAUCCUCCUGAUGUGUAUGCAGUGGGGUUUCAGGAAUUGGAUUUGAGUACAGAAGCAUUAUUGUACAUGGAUUCAUCCAGACAGCAACUCUGGGUUGAUGCAGUGGAGCGGAGUCUUCAUCCCAAAGCCAAAUACAGACAAGUACGACUUAUACGGUUAGUUGGUAUGAUGCUGGUGGUGUUUGUCAAAAAGGAACACAAAAACCACAUCAGUGAAAUUGCUGCUGAGACUGUUGGAACGGGCCUAAUGAACAAAAUGGGAAAUAAAGGAGGUGUGGCAGUGCGGUUUGUGUUUUACAACACCAGCUUUUGCAUUGUGAACUCCCACCUGGCAGCCCAUGUCGAAGACUUUGAGCGACGCAACCAGGACUAUAAGGAGAUCUGUGCGCGCAUGAGCUUUCACCUCAUGGAGCAUCCACCUCUCAGUAUAGUCAAACACGAUGUGGUAAUUUGGUUGGGAGAUCUGAACUACAGACUGUUUUUACAUGAGGCAGCUGAGGUAAAGAAGCUCAUUGCUGAGAAUGAGUUGCGGCGGCUUCAGGAGUACGAUCAGCUGAAUAUCCAGAGGCAGACUAAACGUGCCUUCACUGACUUUAUGGAAGGAGAAAUAGGUUUUCUCCCCACUUACAAAUACGAUGCAAAAUCAGACCGAUGGGACUCGAGUGGUAAAUGUCGAGUUCCUGCCUGGUGCGAUCGUAUUUUAUGGAGAGGUAAUAAUGUCAAGCAGUUGUGCUACCGCAGCCAUAUGGAACUGCAGACCAGUGACCACAAACCUGUCAGCUCUGUUUUUAGCAUCGGGGUGAAGAUGGUAAAUGAGCAGCGUUAUAAGAAGGUAUUUGAGGAAAUAGUUCGUGACAUGGAUAGGAUGGAGAAUGACUUUCUACCCUCUUUGGCACUGACUCAGAGAGAGUUUCACUUUGAGAAUGUGAAGUUUCGCCAGCUACAGAAGCAGAGUUUUCUUAUUACCAAUGACGGUCAAGUGCCCUGUACAUUUGCCUUCAUCCCCAAACUCACAGACUCCCAGUAUUGCAAACCCUGGUUACGAGCUGAUCCUAAUGAUGGUGUUCUUGACCCUAAUGAGACCAUGGAGAUAUCCUUGGAGGUGUAUGUGAGUAAAGACUCAGUAACUAUGCUCAACUCAGGAGAGGAUAAAAUUGAGGACAUCUUGGUGUUGCACUUGGACCGGGGGAAAGACUAUUUCAUCACUGUGUCGGGGAACUACCUGCCCAGCUGUUUCGGAACCUCUCUGGAGACGUUGUGUCGUAUGAAGAAACCCAUCCGCGAAAUUCCCAUCACCAAGCUCAUCGACUUGGGAGAAGAUAGCUACAUGGAGAAGGAGAAAUCCAAGGUGAACUUCCUAUUGGACAGUGGCAACACAGAGGACAAACCAUUAAAGAUCCCCAAGGAGAUCUGGCUGCUUGUCAACCAUCUUUUCACCAAGGCCUGUCACCAGGAGGACCUUUUCCAGACCCCUGGCCUGCAAGAUGAGUUGCAGAGUAUCAUUGACUGUUUGGACACCAGUAUUCCAGACUCCAUCCCUGGCAGUAACCAUUCAGUAGCUGAAGCACUGCUGAUCUUCUUGGAGGCUCUGCCUGAGCCCGUGGUGUGUUAUGAACUCUAUCAACGCUGUCUGGAAUGCUCACAUGACACUCGUCUCUGUAAACAGUUAAUAUCACAGCUCCCCAGAGCACACCGCAACGUGUUCCGCUACCUAAUGGCCUUCCUGAGGGAGCUGCUAAAGCAUGCAAUCGACAACAACCUCACUGCCAACCUCAUAGCUACCCUCUUUGCAAGCCUUCUCAUCAGGCCUCCACCAAACCUCACAAGCAGGCAGACCUCAAACGAUCGGCAGAGGGCCAACGAUUUCAUCUUAGGCUUCCUAAUGAGCAGCGAUGAGGACUGAGGAGCUCCCGAGAGAUCACGGGUCAUAACUUUUCAUCCAGGUGCAGGUGGUGCCCUGGUGAUGGCAGUGUGUGUGCGUGUGUAUGAGUGUGUGUGUGUGUGCGCGCGUGUGUACGUGCACAGGUGUGUGAAUGACUUAUUAGACGUUGGGCCCUCCCUGCACUACCAUACCGAUUUUAAAAAUGGCAGCACCUCUUUUGCACAAACGCUGCAAUUGGCUCUAAUAUUCUUUUUGUUUAGUAGAGCCUUCUCCAGUGCUUAAAUGAAGCAGUUUCAGGUCAAACUGGUGUCGCUCUGAGAGUUACGGCUCCUUAUUAUUUGGCCUUGAGACCUUUAUGAGGAUUUAUGUAUGAACCUUUUUUUUUUUUUCCUUUCCUUUUUCAGAUGUUUGACUUUUCAGAAAAUUUAAUGCCAAAACCAAAAACUGUUAUUUGUGUGUAUGUAUGUGUGUUACAUGCAUCUGAAGAGAGCCGAUAUGAAUUGACUUGUACACUAAAUACAACCAGUAAGGAAA